Molecule: messenger RNA, 579 nt
Organism: Ceraceosorus guamensis
Lineage: Eukaryota; Fungi; Basidiomycota; Exobasidiomycetes; Ceraceosorales; Ceraceosoraceae
Exons: 1
Coding region: 170-544 (124 amino acids)
Source: RefSeq, a predicted model, not a curated record
GAGACUCGUCCGGCCUCAUCCACUUGAUGCGCGUUUGUGCUGUCUGCCGAAGCCUGACCGCGACGAAUGAGCCGUGAUGCAUGAGCAGGGCGUGGCUUUGACUCAUUCGUGAUUGCUGCCCGCCUCGCCUGCAUCCAUAUAUGCAGGCAUUCGUGAUUGAGGUUUCUUGAUGCUGUAUACCCGUGUUCAGGUUCUUGAUUGCGGAAGCUCUUUGCCUAUGCGGCGUCCUCUGGACGGGAAGCCGACCGCCCGCGUGCUGAACCCGCAGAACUCGCCGCACAGCCAGGCAAGUAUCACUCAAUCAGACUCCUUUGGCAGACGAUCGAGUAUCUUAUCCACUGACUGCUGCGUAAGCAUGACUUGCGGCGAAGGCAGAAGCGAGUGGCUACGACUUGCGCCUGCCUUGCGCGUAUAUAUAUGUAUACGUGUGAUGGCGGUCUUCGCGCGCGCCUACAGGCAGAGGAGAUACGCAUGCUCUCUGACCCGUUUGGCUGCGCAUUGCGACGGCGCAUUAAGGUGUGCUGCGCAGACACAGGGGACGUAAUGAUGAGGGAGAAGGGAAUGCAUGCAGAUGACGGC